GGCAAACAUAGAAUGAAUGCGAUGAUGAUAUGGAAAGUUCAUUUUAAAAUUAUGUUUACCGUUUAGUUUUGAUCCUUGAGCAUCCUCAUAUGGUCCUAUGAUGAUAAGUUUGAUACAUAAAUGGUAGUCUUUGCUGCAUUGUUUCAAGACCCUGUAGCACGCCAGUGUUCUAGUCAUGAGUGACAAUACAAUCCAGACACAAGAGCUCACCCUCAUUCCAGGAUUUGAAAGCCUGGGUCUGCGUGUCAAUCCACAAACAAACAAGUUACAAAUAAAGUACAAGAAGGCAGUCCAGUUUGACAUCUAUAAACACCAGUCUGGUCCUCACAGGAGUGCCCUCCUCAACCUCAGGGCCGUUUUCGAGUAUCAAGAUGGCAACAUCUACAGGAGCAUUGAACUGUUUGAAAAAUCCUGCAAACUCGACCUGACCAACCUCAAUGCUCUAGCAAGCUUGCAGUAUGUUUAUCAAGAAGUGGGUGUCUCUAAGAGGGCAGCAAAGUAUAGAGAAAAACUAGAACAGUUGCAGGGAAACCCAACCUGCAGAGCCAGGUCUUUCUUUGAACAGGGCUACAUGAUAGCGUUUGAUGUUUUUGUUGAAGCUCAGGGUGUGACUGGGAUACAGGCCCAUGCUUACUACUUGAAGGCAUUGGAGAUGGUGCACAGAAAAGAAGUGGUCAUAGAUCUUAGAGAAUUAUUAGAAUGCACAAGCCUGGGCAAGUAUUGCACAUCUGCUGAGUAG
Lingula anatina is the source of this 739-nucleotide messenger RNA. RefSeq lists its product as uncharacterized. Gene Ontology annotation, molecular function: protein binding. The record is from RefSeq and is a predicted model, not a curated record. Lineage: Eukaryota; Metazoa; Brachiopoda; Lingulata; Lingulida; Lingulidae. Gene Ontology annotation, biological process: signal transduction.